AGUCAUUCCGCGACUUCGACGGAUCGCGGUAGCGCUGCUCGUAUUUCUCUCCUCGUUGAAGACAGCGAACUGUCACUUCAAAGUGCGCGUUCAGUAUAGCAAUACGGUAGUGACACGGUUGCAAAUUCUGUGCUUCGCUCGCAGGACGUUCUCCCGCGUUUUCGCGGAACGUUGUCGUAAGUUUGUUUGCACAGACGUCUCUCCUGGUGACGCAGUGAUAUUCGACGUCCAGCAUUUCAUCCGGAUAUUUUUGCACGGUGAACCCUUCGAUUGUGCGUAAUGGAGAGACCGAGAAAUUUGUUGCAGCCACGGAACGUAUACAAUCGCAGAACCAGCGCGCGAUACUGAGUUACGAUCUGUGGAUUUCGAUUUGCGCGUGGAUUUGAUUUAGCGAAGCGAGUUGAAACGCGCGCGUGAUUUUCAACGACGAUUGAUCGUCCUCCGCUCUCCUCGGUUAAUUGCUUUCCGCGAUUUCGCGCACUUCGGCGCGCGCGAGUUUAACAGGCAAAUCGUAUCGCGUUCGCGCGCUCGCGAGGUCGGCGCGAGUGCCUCGUCGCUGCGCGCGGGAAUUAUAAUCGGCGACGUUACUCGCAAAUGCGAGCCACUUCGGAAGUGAGUUCCGGCGUCAUUCCCGCUCGACGACGGAUGUUAUACAGCUCGCUGAAAGAGGUCUCGCGCCGUUUGCGCCGUGUUACCCGGGACAAGGGAGAGUUAGAAACGGAGAAUUCCCGUUACGAUUUCGCCGGUCGUUUCCGCGACUCCCGUGCGCUGGAAGUGCAUUCUCCGAUACAAAGGAGUCGUCGACAUCGCGCUCCGAAGCGACUGCGGCUCUCUCGUGGACGAGCUUUGUCGCUUUGGAUGAAAGUAAGACGGACAUCGUAAGAGGAUUUAGCUUUAUUGCUGCGGCGGAUCUUGAAGAAAGUGGAAGUUAACGGAAAGUGAGAGUCUUCUCUUCUCUUUCGAGGCAGGAAAGAGAGAGGGAGAAAGAGAGAGAGAGAGCUGUUGACCGGUUCACGGCAUCGGCCGAUUGGCAUCGAUCACCGGUCCAGGGACAGACGUAAUCCCCUACCUCUGUGGAUCAUACGUUAUUUUAUCAGGCUUGUAUCUGAUAAGAUUGUUAGCGGGUUGACAACAAAUUAGCGGAUUAUCUCUAGUCCGCCUUCGCCAUAACGCUUGCCUUAUUGAAAAAAAGAAACCGACAUGGACACCAGUACGGUGCGCUUGGUCAUAUUUUUGGGCAUGUUUCUGGUUUUCGCCGGCGAUUACAGCGCGUUGAUCGCCUCGAUUUUCGGUAAUGCGACGGAGAGGAACAUAACGGACGCAAUGAGAGAACCCGAGAAGGCUCAGCUCAAAGGGCCUCACGAUAAGAUACCUGUGGUCUCGAAAAAAGACGUCGAUAAGAAUAACGUUGCCCUACGCCGUGCGAAGAUGAUGGCGACGAUCAAAACCGCUUGCUUGCCGAAGCUAAUAUGCGAACUCACCAAGUCCGUUCACCAAGAUCAGCUAAGUGAAAUGGAGCGAUCUCUUUUGAAUCUUAUAAGGGAUACAAGUCUGAGCACGAUGGCGGAAGUGCCGUCGAGAUACCACUUCGCCGCUCACAUGGGCCAAUUGAUUUCCGGUAUAGAAGGUCAAGGCUGUCAUAAUUUUUACCCAACGUGUCCGUUGCCGGGUAUCAGCGUUCUGAACAUGAUGAAGAAGGUCCGUCUACGCUGACGUGCCGUGAUCACCGCAACUGUCGAUAUCGACGAUUGCUGAACCUGUGAUACUGCGGACAUUCUCUUUUUGCUCGUGCUCUCGGGAGAUUACUGACAUCAUAGAAUUGAAUUCGCGCAGUGAUGACUCGCGUCAUUGAAGAUGUAAAUAAUGCGCAAGCCUUCAUUUAAAUGACAUAAUAAUGUCUAUAAGCCUUCUUUAAGUGACAUAAUAAUGUCAAUUACUGAGGAAAAAAAAUGACAAUGUUCUGCGACGUUUGACCUCUUGUUUAGAUAGUAAUAAAAGUUCUAGUUAGCAAACUGAAAUCGUAGAUUGUUGAGAUUAUAGAAAGUAUCUGAAUUAAUACUGUUGACGUCCGCUUUUAUUCCGAUUAAUUCCAGAAAAUUAUUCUGUCAGACUUUAUAACCAAUUGAUGUAAUAAUUUACCUUUCUUGAAUUUAAACAAUGACACAAGUAUGCAUAUAUUCAUGUACUCAAUGUUGCUAUUUAUUUAUUUGUGAAUAAGUAUUCAUGUUCCGCUUAUAUAUACUUUCACUCACUUUUGAUACGCCUGAUGACUCCGUAGAAUUUACUUUUAGAUUUUAUAUUUCCGGAAAUCCUUACGUAAGGCAUGCGUACAAUCGCUUAUUUUUAUAACGUUGUAUUGUUACACUGUAUAUAUUAUGUUUUAAUAAGCAAUAACGAAAAGAAAAUAAUAAA
Molecule: messenger RNA, 2412 nt
Organism: Wasmannia auropunctata (little fire ant)
Lineage: Eukaryota; Metazoa; Arthropoda; Insecta; Hymenoptera; Formicidae
Gene: geko
Exons: 4
Coding region: 1201-1713 (170 amino acids)
Source: RefSeq, a predicted model, not a curated record